Molecule: messenger RNA, 3093 nt
Organism: Phytophthora sojae
Lineage: Eukaryota; Oomycota; Peronosporomycetes; Peronosporales; Peronosporaceae
Exons: 3
Coding region: 1-3093 (1030 amino acids)
Source: RefSeq, a predicted model, not a curated record
AUGCGCGGUCACAUCGCCAUUUCGCAGAUCGUCAACAUGGCGGAGAGCGCGACUUUGGACGGCAAGCAAGCGACGGCGCCAGCUCAAGGCACGGCGCCUCCCGGCAGCGCGCCACCUCCGACACAGCAGCGCACCGGCGACGCCCCUGCGAGCACCGCACCAGCAGGCGGCGGCAGCGGCCAGGCGGGUAACUCAGCGUCCGGCGACACUUCGACGGGCAGCACCAAGACGGGCGUGACCAAGCGCGUCUCCUUCUCCAGCGCCACCGGCAAGACCUCCGACACGGACAUGCGCGAGGCCGAUGGCAACGCCUCGACUGACGCUGCAACCCAGGAAACUGGUGACGCGAACUCAGAGUCCAAGGCUCCAGACGCUGGCGGCGUGGCUCCGGACGUGGACAUGGAGGGCGCCCCUGAGUUCAAGUUACCACGACACGCGACGCUAGAGGACGUCAGGGGACUCAUCUUCGCAGGCAUGCUUCGGCAGGAGGAGGUCGAUCCCCCUGACUUCCUGGUACCUGAACGCCCCCCCGCACUGGAAACUGCCGGCUCCGCCGAAUCUCAAGACCAACGCGUGGUCCCAGGAAUCGUGAACGACAUUCGCGCGGGCGCGUUCGCCAUGGAAGGCUACGGCGGUGCAACCUCGUUGGUCGGCUUCGAGGAGCUCUCCGACGAGGAUCUUCAGGGGUUGAAGGAAGUCUAUGGCGCCGACGCUGGGAUCGAUGUCCUAUGUCCACGUUGUUCGCCUCUUUCAGCGUUCGAACUGGACAAUACCCUGAAUUCCAUCGGUAUUCGACGCGAGAUGGCCUCACUCCUGCGUCACUUCAACAGCACAAGGCUCGCUGAGCGCGUGUUCAAGAUGACCGGUUACCUGCGUCGAGUGCUCGGGGCCUACCGAAACAUGCGUUCUCUGGCUGACUCUCAGCAGGGUUUCACCGCCACUCAGGAAGUAGUCGACACGCGACGCAAGUACAAGGAACUGAAGCGCGCCUGGAAAUUCACGUGCGACUACUGGUUCCUGGAGGUCCAAGAGGCCCUGGGCAAGGUGGAUGACGCUGAGUCCAAGUACGAAGUCGCGCUGGGCGAGCAGAAGACGCGGUAUCAAGACGAGAUUGAUUCUCUGGAGUCCGAGAAGGCGCAACUCAAGGCGCGCCUUGCCGACUCUGAGGCACAAGUGCGAAUCCUGAAAUCGCGUCUUGAGUCAGCCACCGUGGACCCCUGGAAGUUCUCCGAUUUCCUUCAAGAGCACACAGACUUCACGGGUAAUUGGGAGCGCCUCCACGACCUCUUCAAGCUCUGCAUCAAGGACUCGAAACCUCCCGAAUCCUGGGACACUGUCAUCAACGUCACGGCCAUGGACAAGCGCAAGGCUGCCGUGGCCCCGUACCCAGAGAAAAGUACAUGUAUGCCUCCGUCUUCGGGGUCUGGAUCGUCCGGUCGUCCUGAAAUUCUGGAUCUCACGGAUUCUGGCAGCAAGCCUCGCAGCGGUUCGAAGACUGGGGGCAAAACUCAGGAUUCCAAGAAAUCUCAGGGUUCCAAGAAAGAUCAAGACCCCAGAAAAUCACGGGAUUCCAAGGCGCCGGGCGAGUCGCCACGGCAGUCAGCGCACCCUAAGCCUCACAAAGUUCAACGUCGCCCCAAGGAUCACCAACCAGGCCGCGACUCUGUGCGUCGCGCCAGCGAGAAGACUGUUGUGUCCAAGGCGGCCGUACACACGAUGCUCCCGGGGGGUGUCGUCUGGAAGGAAGUUCGGCCAGACGUGCGUCAGGCCAUUCUUGCUGGGCUCAAGUACGACACAGCCAUGGAGUGGAUUGGCAGCGACCGGGCGGCUCACGGGCACUUCAGGCAGCCGCAGCUGAUCAAGAUGCUCGUGAGCAUGAUGUACUGGCGUCGUCUUGACCUGACUCUCUGGAGCAAGUACGUCCCUGAAGCCUACUACGAAAUGGCAGACGAGCGUCUGGACAGGUGCCUUCGACGCGGUGAUGACGCCGAUUCCACGGUGGACGACAUCGAGAACGACCUGGACUACCAGCCUCCCGCCCAGGAACCUGAGGAGAGCGCUUCUAGUAAUAGCUCUGAAGAGGAGGAGGAGGAGGCCGUCCCUGAAACGCUGGAGGACAUCGAGGACGCAGAGGACGACGACGACGCAGAGGACGACAAUGGGGUAGAAGAACCCCUGGAAGUCAAGCCUUCUGCUAAGCGCCCCCGUUCUGAGUCAAGCAAGAAACCUCAGAGUUCCAACUCGAAGUCGAAGAAGAAACGUCGCACGGGAAACAAGACAGACACUUCUGCCACUCAGGGUUCUAGUGGUACUCAGGGGUCCAAGGCUACAUCACGCCCCAAGCAUCCGUCGGCGCUCGCGCGGAAAUCGUACUCGGAGCUCACUUCAAGUAAGUUGAUGACGGCCGACGACCCUGAGGACAACGAGACCUCCUGGCGCAUCUAUGGGGUUCUUGUUCAAUAUCCAAGUUCGACCAAGAGUGCGUCUUGCGAGACUCCCGGGUUCCCAGAGUACGAGAUCCACAAGUAUUCGUACGACGUUGCUCACGAGCGCUGGGACCGUGAGGCAUACCAAGAAGUCCUGGAUUCUGAACCCUGGGAGACUAUGCUUCAGGGUCGCUUCCGAGUGUUCUACUUCCAUGAGCGAGAGCUACUCUCCGCGAAAGAGCUCAAGCUGAUGGAGGACGUCGUGGACGUCAUGCACAAGCACGCACAGGCAAUCUGGGAGCGCGGGCACUGGCGGAAGUCGCGUCGAAACGCGCUACGCAGAGCGUACAAGACGCUCGUCGAGCGCUCGCGAAACACCCCUGGGUUCAUCCCGUCGUUGUGGCACGAACCGGGUCUCUGGAAGUUCCCGGACAAGUGCUGCUACUGGAUUUGGGAGGAUCCCAGGGCCAAGAAACUCGGGGGAGCUAAGUGCAAGGACUUAGACGUCCAGCUAGCGACGUUGGACAUUCGUGAGCCUGCUCGAGUCCAAUGGAACGCGGCGGCUGACGACGAUGAGUGGCUACAAUACGUGCCGAACAUCAUCAAGCGCCACAUCAAGCCCCUGGCCAUCCGCAAGCUCAACCCGCUGUCUCUCAAGCACUCGUGA